Molecule: messenger RNA, 384 nt
Organism: Drosophila takahashii
Lineage: Eukaryota; Metazoa; Arthropoda; Insecta; Diptera; Drosophilidae
Source: RefSeq, a predicted model, not a curated record
AUGUUAGGCGAUCUGGAGAGCAUUAGGAAAAUCCUGCCAGCGGAAAAGGCGGCCACAGGUGGAUGGGAAAUGAGUGAUUUUCCGGAAAAUUCCAUGGAAAUGGCCAGAAAAAAUCAUCGAGGAACGGGAAGACUGUGCAUGAUCUUUCGACUGGGAAAGCAUCCACGUUGCGAGUUCAUCAAUGGAUUUCCUCCAGCCGAUUCAAAUACACCCAUAGUCCGUCGUCCAGAUGUUUGGUCGCAUAUGCAGAUUAAGUUGGAAGCAGAUCAUGUUGCCCAGGACGAGGAGGAGGACACCAGGACGCCAGGACUGCUGGACUCCGGGACUGGGAACCACAAACAGAUGCCAGACAUAAACGAAGGAGACGGAAAUGGGGCAAACUAA